Messenger RNA from Solea senegalensis (Senegalese sole), 1007 nucleotides. Its product is annotated as terminal nucleotidyltransferase 5C-like. The transcript has a single exon. Gene Ontology annotation, molecular function: poly(A) RNA polymerase activity; RNA binding. NCBI's taxonomy places the organism in Eukaryota, Metazoa, Chordata, Actinopteri, Pleuronectiformes, Soleidae. Bases 14 to 979 code for a protein of 321 amino acids. The record is from RefSeq and is a predicted model, not a curated record. Gene Ontology annotation, biological process: mRNA stabilization.
AAUAUCACGCAAGAUGAACAGUAAGCCUGAAAAAUGGUCUCUUCUUCCUGAUCUGUCAGAUCUUACAACACAGCUGUUUCCACCCAUCGAAAUCCCCAAACCUCUACAGUCCAAGCCUCCGCUGGAUAGUGGUCAGGUUCAUUGCUCUGAGUCGGAGAGCUGCAAGCGUAAAGAUGUUCUUACAGUUCCCACAGACAGUCCAGUUAGUUCACUUCAGGGUGGCACUGACUCAAAGGAGACUGUACAGCAAACUGUUAAACCCAAACACGUCAGGACGCCUCCUCAUUCAGAGACUCAAACAAAUUGUGCAGCAAAUGCAGCCACACAGCCUCAGGGUGAUGAGCAGAAGCCUGAGCUGACAAACACUGAACCAAACAACUCCUGGUCUGCAGUGGGGGAGCCCACUAUCACUGUGGAAGCUGAGUGCAUGUACGGAGACUUCGAGCAGGCAAUGGAACACCUUCGCCACCGUCUCAUUGCCACCCACAGUCCAGAGGAGAUACGAGGAGGGGGCCUGUUAAAAUACAGUGACCUGCUGGUAAGGAACUUCACACCAGCCAGUGAGACAGAGAUCAAGUCCCUGGAGCGGUACAUGUGCUCUCGCUUCUUCAUCGACUUCCCCGACGUGAGCGAGCAGCAGCGGAAAAUCGAGGCCUACCUGCAGCACCAUUUCAUUGGCAACGAGGAGACGAGCAAGUACGACUACCUGAUGACCCUGCGACGCGUGAUAGACGAAAGCACAGUUUGUUUGAUGGGGCAUGAGAGGAGACAGACGCUCAACAUGAUCACAGUCCUGGCUCUGAGGGUGCUGGGCGAGCAGAACGCCAUCCCCAACACUGCCAACGUCACCUGCUUUUAUCAGCCUGCUCCUUACAUGACUGAGCCCAUUUACAGCAGCUACUUCAUCGCUCAGGCCCAGCCCCCACUGGUCUACCACCCCUACCCUCUGCAUGUCCACAUGCAGACUGGCCUGGUCUAGCUACAGAGACACACCCACGGGGAGGCAU